UAGCGAUUCGAUAUAGGUCCGCUCGUGGCCACCUCCCUUUGCGAUACGAGACGCCUCGACGACUGCGCUUAGCAUCAUCAGCUGUACCACUGCGUGGCCGUUAGAGUUCAACGCAAGCAUCGCAUUCCACGUGGCCACCAGCCAAGGCACUACAGCAAUCGUGCGAUUCUUUUUUAUAAGCCACCCUGCGUCCUCCUGUCUGCACACGCCUCCCACCGUACUCAACUGCCGGACAGUGGCGAACGAAUGACAAAGUCUCAGUCAUAAAAGACGCCCAGCAGUCCUCCGACAAAGCCUUACGAAGCCUCUGAUCCAGCUGCAUCCGUGACGCAGGAGUCAAUCGGCCACACCGCGAGCAAGGUCCACAUAAACGAUGCCCACUGCAACACGAGAAAUACACUAUGUCAAUACGAAACUUCCCAAAAUUCGCACCGCUUAUCAGAUGUCAGUAGAGAUGCCUUCAUCACCUCUGAUAUCUGCCAACGGCCACGGUUCGAUGCUGCUUGGACCGUCGAGGGAGCUGCCCAUGCCAGUCGUUUCCCACAUCACGAGUAUAGCGCAAGCUCAAGCGACAUUACAACAUUGCGCAACCCGAUUGAACAAGUCAUGGCAAGGUAAUCCUGCCAGAGCAUCACCACCCGGCUCUCCCAUCGAUGGCCAGGAAAAGCGACACUUCCAGCGAUGGCUCGAACAAUGGGAACAAGCGUUUACCGCGUACUUAUCACUCCACAUGUCCGGCAUGAAGCCUGAUGAGGUCACUCGAUCACGGAUUCUCAAGGCCAACCAUCUCUCGUGCACCAUCCUGGCCUCACAAGCUGGCCCUAGCAUGAGAACUGACGACGUUUUCGCCAACGAAUGUCAGGCCAUCGUGGAGCUUGCGAACGCGGUGACUGUGGCGCGACAAAAGGCAGGUUCGCAAAGUCCCGUUUCUUCGAGCCCAGGCGCGAGCACACUGGACAUCCGCGAACCGCUCUACGUUGUCGUUGCAUGCUGCAAUCGAACUGGAGUACGCAACAAGGCUAUCGAGCUCAUUAGCAGGAGCAACCCGCGAUGAGCAUUCGCAACGGAUUAAUGCUUUCCCAGCACAGCCCCCAAGGAGUGGAGCAACUAGCUCCCAACUGGAAGUCAUCUUCCCGAUCAGGGAGGUGUUCAUCGUCACGACGGCUCGACGGAAAGCUGGGACAAGAGAACGUGCAGGUUUGCUAGCUCGGACCCUGGCCCCCAGGCUUCCGGCAAGCUCGAUCCUUCCGCGCAUUCGCACUUUUUCAGUCGAAAGUUUGUCGCGUGCAAAGACUUCACCGGCAGAGCGACGGUACCUCUACCACGCUCGUUCAGCGCCGUACGACAACCUCCGUACAUUAUCGUUUCGACCACGAACGGUGGCGCGCGCAUGCAGGACGGAAUUUUUCAGCUUCGCAUCGACUGCAACAUUGCGGCGCGAGCGCGCCACAUGGCCGGCGGCCGACCAGUAAGAGAAGUCGAAGCAGACAGCGCCAUUCGGAACCGAAGCAAGACACGGCCCGCAGCCACGCAUGCAAACACACAUGGCACGCACGCUGCGCCGCGCGAAAGAAGCGAGGGUGGCUUGCAUCUUACGCAGUGCUUUUGGGGUCGAGGAUCCGAGGCACAGCACUCGCUCGGAGUUAUGAUCGUUGGCAGGAUCCGUCCGGAAGGAGAAAACGAUACCGCAAAGUCAAUGGAGCCGAGCAUUCCAGCGAUGACCACUCCAGUCCCAC
Cercospora beticola is the source of this 1736-nucleotide messenger RNA. RefSeq lists its product as uncharacterized. The record is from RefSeq and is a predicted model, not a curated record. NCBI's taxonomy places the organism in Eukaryota, Fungi, Ascomycota, Dothideomycetes, Mycosphaerellales, Mycosphaerellaceae.